CACCGCCUGUAUCCCAAGUGAGUCAGGCCCGCUUUUCACUUAUGCCUAUAGCCUUUUCUCUCUUCCUGCUCUGUUUUUCGUAUUGCCAGCAGGAUCACGGGACUGACCUUUAACACCUCCCUCGUUACUAGGGCGAGUUCUGCGAGCGCAUUGGUUUCAAGAUGUCCAUUGAUUUCCCGAAGGAGGAGGAGGCCACUAUCCAAAGAUGGCGCGAGAUCAAGGCCUUUGAGAGACAGGUCGAGCUCUCUGCUGGCAAGCCCAACUACACCUUCUACGAUGGCCCCCCCUUCGCGACUGGUCUGCCUCACUAUGGCCAUCUCCUGGCCUCCACCAUCAAGGACAUUAUCCCAAGGUAUUGGUCCAUGAAGGGUUUCCAUGUCGAGCGCCGCUUUGGUUGGGAUACCCACGGUCUUCCCAUCGAACAUGAGAUCGACAAGAAGCUCGGUAUUUCCGGCAAGGCUGCUGUGAUGGAGAUGGGUCUGGAGAAGUACAACGAGGAGUGCAGAGCGAUUGUCAUGAGAUAUUCCGAAGAGUGGAGGCACACCAUUGAGAGGUUAGGUCGCUGGAUCGACUUUGACAACGACUACAAGACCAUGGAUCCUACUUUCAUGGAGUCCGAGUGGUGGGUGUUCAAGCAGCUGUUCGAUAAGGGAGAGGUAUAUCAGGGCUACCGUGUGAUGCCCUACUCGACCACACUCACCACUGCUCUGAGCAACUUUGAGGCAAACCAGAACUACCAGGAUGUCACCGAUCCCGCCGUUAUCGUCGCCUUCCCCCUCAUCGACGAGCCCGAAACCAACUUCCUCGCCUGGACAACCACCCCCUGGACCCUGCCAUCUCACACUGGUCUGGCGGCGCAUCCCGACUUCGAAUACGUCAAGAUUGCCGACGAAAAGACGGGCAAGAACUUCAUCAUUCUCGAGAAGCUGCUCUCGACGCUCUACAAGGACCCCAAGAAGGCCAAGUUCAAGGUCCUCGCCAAGUACAAGGGCAAGGACAUGCUCGGCUGGAAGUACCUGCCCCCAUUCGACUACUUCUAUGAGGAAUACAAGGAUGUCGCCUUCAAGCUCCUCAACGCCACUUACGUUACGGCUGAAAGUGGUACCGGUAUCGUUCACCAGGCCCCGGCUUUCGGUGAGGACGAUUACAACGUAGCCGUUGAGGCUGGCAUUGUGACCGAGAAGCGCCCUCCUCCCGACCCGGUUGAUGACUCGGGUGUUUUCACCAGCAAGGUUUCCGAUUUUGCCGGCCUCCACGUGAAGAAGGCCGACAAGGAGAUUAUCAAGUACUUGAAGGGCACUGGCAGGCUCAUUGUUGAGUCUCAGUACAAGCAUUCGUACCCCAUGUGUUAUCGUUCCGAUACCCCUCUGAUCUACAAGGCUGUGCCUUCUUGGUUCAUCCGCAUCCCCAAGAUCAUUCCUCAGAUGCUCGAGAACAUCGAGGGCUCGCACUGGGUUCCCUCGUUUGUCAAAGAGAAGCGUUUCGCAAGCUGGAUCGCAAAUGCUCGGGACUGGAAUGUGUCCCGCAACAGAUAUUGGGGUACUCCCAUCCCCCUGUGGAUCAGCGAUGACGGAGAGGAGCGUGUCUGCAUUGGCAGCAUUGAAGAGCUGAAGGAGCUGAGUGGCUAUGAGGGUGAGAUCGCAGAUCUCCACCGUCACAAGAUUGACCACAUCACCAUUCCCAGCAAGCAAGGCAAGGGCAUCCUCAAGCGCGUUGAGGAGGUCUUCGACUGUUGGUUUGAGUCUGGCAGCAUGCCUUAUGCCAGCAAGCACUAUCCCUUUGAGAACAAGGAGGAGUUUGAGAAGAGCUUUCCUGGUGACUUCAUUGCCGAGGGCCUUGAUCAGACCAGAGGCUGGUUCUACACUCUUCUCGUUCUUGGCACCCACCUCUUUGGCAUCUCCCCUUUCAAGAACUGUGUCGUCAACGGCAUUGUGCUCGCUGAAGAUGGCAAGAAGAUGUCCAAGCGCCUGAAGAACUACCCAGAUCCCACCGUCGUCAUGUCCAAGUAUGGUUCUGAUGCCCUCCGUCUGUACCUCAUCAACUCGCCUGUAGUGAGAGCCGAGCCUCUUCGCUUCAAAGAGUCUGGUGUCAAGGAGGUCGUGGCCAAGGUUCUUCUUCCCUUCUGGAACAGUUACAAAUUCUUCGAGGGCCAAGUUGCGCUCCUCAAGAAGGUUGAGAAUAUUGACUACAAGUUCGACCCCAGCAUGGAGUCGUCCAACACCAAUGUUAUGGACAAGUGGAUUUUGGCAAGUUGCCAGAGUCUGCUCAAGUUUGUCAACGAGGAGAUGGCUGCCUACCGUCUGUACACUGUCGUGCCCAAGCUUCUUGAGUUGAUUGACAACACCACCAACUGGUACAUCCGUUUCAACCGGAAGCGGUUGAAGGGUGAGAACGGUCUUGAGGACACCCUCCACGCUCUCAACACCCUCUUUGAGGUUCUUUUCACGCUGUGCCGUGGCUUGGCACCCUUCACUCCCUUCCUCACUGAUACCAUCUACCUGAAGCUCCUUCCUUCCAUCCCUGAGAAGCUCCAGGGCCAGGACCCCCGCAGUGUUCAUUUCCUACCCUUCCCCGAAGUCAGGCAAGAGCUUUUCAACCCUGACGUUGAGCGCAGAGUGCAGCGCAUGCAGAAAGUUAUCGAGCUGGGCAGAUACUCCCGCGAGAGACGUACUAUCGGUCUCAAGCAGCCCCUCAAGACGCUCAUUGUCAUUCAUCACGACCCACAGUAUCUGGAAGACGUGCGGUCGCUCCAGGAUUACAUCACUGAGGAGCUCAACAUUCGCGACAUUGUGCUGACCUCGGAUGAGGCACAGUAUGGUGUGCAGUACAGCGUCACGGCUGACUGGCCCGUACUUGGCAAGAAGCUCAAGAAGGACAUGGGCAAGGUCAAGAAGGCGCUGCCAAGUGUCACCAGCGAGGAGGCGUAUGCCUACACUCAGACUGGUAAGUUGGUGGUGGACGGCAUCACCCUCGAGGCUGGCGACCUGGUUGUCAAGCGUGGGUUGAAGGAGGAUGAGUCUUCCAAGAACUUGGAGACCAACACCGACAACGAUGUCCUUACCAUUCUCGAUGUCGAGAUCUACCCCGGCCUUGCCGAGGAGGGUCUUGCUCGUGAGAUCAUCAACAGAGUCCAGAGGCUGCGCAAGAAGGCUGGUCUUCAGGUCACCGAUGACAUCAAGAUGGAGUACAGAGUGCUCAGCGAUCCUGAGAACACUGGCUUGGAGAAGGUGUUUGAGUCCCACAAUGAGACUAUUACCAAGGCUCUGCGUAGGCCGAUUGACAAGCAUGAGGUCACCCACAUUAUGGGCCAGAUCCCCGAGAAGAAGGAGGAGGGCAUCAUUGCUGAGGAAGAGCAAGAAGUACAAAAGGCUACUUUCUUGCUGCGUCUCCUCAAGCUCUAAAAGAAAAGGUUUCAUGAUAUCCGGUAGCUUAGGCGUGUAGCACAAUGAAACAACGUUAGACGAA
Molecule: messenger RNA, 3465 nt
Organism: Podospora pseudopauciseta
Lineage: Eukaryota; Fungi; Ascomycota; Sordariomycetes; Sordariales; Podosporaceae
Gene: ILS1
Product: isoleucine--tRNA ligase
Exons: 3
Coding region: 162-3401 (1079 amino acids)
Biological process (GO): isoleucyl-tRNA aminoacylation
Molecular function (GO): aminoacyl-tRNA deacylase activity; isoleucine-tRNA ligase activity; tRNA binding
Source: RefSeq, a predicted model, not a curated record